This is a messenger RNA of Eubalaena glacialis (North Atlantic right whale), 1942 nucleotides long. Its product is annotated as centrosomal protein of 78 kDa-like. NCBI's taxonomy places the organism in Eukaryota, Metazoa, Chordata, Mammalia, Artiodactyla, Balaenidae. The coding region runs from base 836 to 1837 and encodes 333 amino acids. The transcript has 9 exons. Gene Ontology annotation, cellular component: centrosome. The record is from RefSeq and is a predicted model, not a curated record.
GGGCGGGCGGCGUCUGUCCCCUCCCGCUUGCUGUAGGAGGCGGUGCGGCGCAAACAGUGGGCCGCCGCCUCCGCCGCUGCUUCAGGGGGCCAGUCACGCAGAGCCCGGGGCGGGCCGCUCCGAGGAGCCUGGCGCCCGCGGACAGGUGGGCUUCCCGCCCGGAGGCCCUCGGGCUGCCCGCACGGCCCGGGAGACCCCGCCAGCGGCCUGUCCGCGGUUCGCCUCGGCGGCCGGGGAGGGAGGGAGGGCGGCGCGGACGGCCGUCCCGGUCCUCGCGGGCGGCAGCUGGCCCGGCGUCGGGCUCCCCAGUUUCUGGUACCGAAGCGCAGACGGGUUUCCUUGUCGGAGCCACGCACCGUUAAUGUAAGGCCGUAGAAUAGAAUAUCUCUCUAUGCCUGUCUCACCAGUGUAUUUUGGAACCACAUAACUUGUCUGAUGUCGCAGGCUCACAGCUGGCAAGGAAUUUUGCCUUCGAGUGAAUCACAUCUCAAGUCUCAACCAUACCUGAUGAUAUUCAGAGUUCAGUUUCUCUGCGCCCCGGAAUUUUCGAAGGCUGUCCCAGCCCGAGCUGCAGCAUGCCGCAACCGAGCCCGGCCCGGCCCAUGGCGACCCUCCCGGGCAGAGCUACACCUACGUUCUUGGGCUAUUUUUUGUAUUUGCCUCAGUUAUUUGGAGACAUAGAGGAUUGGCCACAAAGAAACCUGUAAGUAAUGGAAGGAAACACUCUGCUGGUAAAGAAUGUUAUGGUCCUGAACCUGGUGUGUCUGGUUUCCUGCCGUGGCGUACUGCAGAACGUGCAAAAAGCAACAGGGGUUUUCCAUUCAUCAGACUCGUGAUGUAUGUAGUCAGGUGCAGGUCCAUCAGAAUUUCCUGUGACUGUGACAGUAGAGAGUCCUUCCUCCUCAGAAAUCGAAGAGGUCGAAGAUUCCUCAGAAAGUGUUCAGGAAGAGCCAGAGAAAAUCAGUUUGAAACAAGAAGCAUUGCAGGCCUUCAUGCCCACUCAUUGACAAGCAUGAUCCUGGAUGAUGAAGGUGUUUUGGGCAGCACUGAGAAUUCUUUUCAGAAGUUCCAUGCUUUCUUGGAUCUCCUUAAAGAUGCUGGGCUUGGGCAGCUGGCCACAAUGGCUGCUAUAGAUCAGUCAGAUUUUCAUUUACUAGGUCGUCCCCAGAUGAAUUCUACUGUUAGCAGUCCACCUAAAGAAGAAAAGAAGGCACUUGAAGAAGAAAAAUCAGAAUCAAAACAGAGUGCCCCAGUACAAACGCAAAAUCUCCAAUUUCAGAAAAUUACAGGUGAUGCUGGGAUUCCUUUGCCUCUCGACUCCUUCCAUGUCCCAGUCUCUACUCAGGAGGCCUUAGAAACUUCCAAAGACAACCUGGGGGUCCCAGUCACAGAGCAGCGGCAGGAGCCUUUUGAAGAUUUCAUUGCUAGAACAUGUUCUCCUUCAGCAGACGUCAUUUCUGGAACUGGAAGUCAAAGAAAAGAAGAGGAAUUAUCUAGAAAUAGCAGGUCUUCUUCAGAGAAAAUGAGCAAAGCAGGUGAAUAUACCAAAAAAUACUCUGCUAAGAAACAACCUGGGAAGGACCUGCAUUCCUGCUCUGACUCACCUGUAAAGCAGAAAAGCAAAGGAAUUGGGCAAAAUAAUUCUUUGCUUAAUGAACCAAUUAGAAGUGAGUCUUCGAAAAAACACAUUUUUGUUAAGAAAGAGAGUAGAAUAGUGACUGUUUCAUCAAAGACAACUAAAAGUAAACUCAAUCUACUAGAACAUUCUGAAAGUGAUACUCUUGGAUCUGAUUGUGAAUUUCAAGAAGGCAUCCAUACUCCGUCACACCUAACAUAGGUCUAAAUCUUUUAAAAUCUUUUAAAAUUAUGUUUUUGCCUUCAAAUUUUAAUAAAUUACUUAUGUUUUUAUUAUAGCAUAUGGUGUUUUAAAAUACUUGACUGG